This is a messenger RNA of Mus musculus (house mouse), 1239 nucleotides long. Its product is annotated as predicted gene 2974. The transcript has 7 exons. NCBI's taxonomy places the organism in Eukaryota, Metazoa, Chordata, Mammalia, Rodentia, Muridae. The record is from RefSeq and is a predicted model, not a curated record. The coding region runs from base 223 to 1239 and encodes 338 amino acids.
ACCACCUGGUGGCUGCUUUCCUUUCCGCGCCAUAUAUGGCCUGGCAGGGGGGGGUCACAUGCAUCCCGGGCCGCCGGCCCGGAGGGGUCGCUGGGGAAGGGGCAGACGGCGGGAGAACAGGGGAGGGGGUCGGAGGCAGAGACAGGAGAGGGGUGGGGUGGCGGAUUCUGGGGCCAUGGGAGGCAGCAAAGGCUCGAGGAGCUGAGCGCUCACCACCGCGCCAUGGAGCUGCACUCAUGCGGCUGCGGAGGUGGUGGUGGAGGAAGGGACCCACGCGGGGGGCGGGGGGGGGGGGCGAACGCGUCGGAAGCCAGAGAGCGCCGUGUCCCUGGGCUCUGUCGGUCAGCGGGCGCGGGCCGGCAGGAUGGAGCCGCAGCACGUGCGCCCCAUGCUUGGAUCCCAGAGCCCAGCCUGGGAGGAACCGGGGCUGCUGGUGUAUCACCAUCAUCCCCAACACUCCUGUUCAGAAGAUGGGUGAGGAAAGUGGAAAGUCUAAUCAGUCAGCCGAUGACCAGUGGGAAAAAUGAGCUACAAGAUCACCUGAUCUUCAUCAGUGAGAAAGCUUUGCACAAGAGGCUAUUUCAGAAAGAGAAUGGCGAUGAAGGAGAGACCAGACCAACAGAGAAGGAAGAGGGAAUCCUUUCUCAUGAAAAAGAAAGAAGGAAAUGGUUCUGGAGAAGGCACAGGUCUGCUAGAAAUACUUCAACCCAAAAUUCCAAAAUGACCAAGAAGAGAUCAAAAAUAAAUGAACUAGAAGAACUGAAAUUGGAUAUGAGGAAGAUCAGCAAUGACAUGGAGGAAAUGUGUGGAAUCCUGAACCUUUACAUGUAUGAGGAUUUGAACUACAGGAUGAACACUGAAUUCAACAUCAUUAAAUCACAACAUGAGAAGACAAUGUUGGAUAUGAAUAAAAUGAUCCAGUCCAUAAUUGGUUCCAUGCAGUAUUCCAAGGAACUGAUAGAAGAUAACUAUUCCUACAGCAUUAAGGAGGACCACCUCCUCCGUGAGUGCACUCAACUCAACGAAAACGUAAGGAUAUUACUGAAUGAGAACAGAAGGCUGCUGGUGGAGCAGGCUGGCCAUAAGUGUCCUGUGGGGAAGAAAAGAGGUUCUCUGAGGAGGCCAGCAAGAACAUCUGUGUCCCAAGUUCCAAGGAACAGCAGUCCAGCAGAAAGCAGAACAUGGCACAGACCACGACAUGAUCUCCCUCAAAGAGAAGUGCUGGAGGAAGAGCACUGA